GCGCAAGUUGUACGUGCGCAUCUUGCAGUGCGCAAGUUUCGUCGUGCGCAAGUUUCCGUGCUAACAUCACGUUUCGUUGGUAUUUAUCUUUUACAAGUUGAACAAUGGAUUCGAAUAUUAUCUUUAAUUUCUGAUGUAAUUAAAUUAUGGACAAUUGUACAACAAAAAUGGAUGUAUCUUGAAAAUAUAUUUAUUGGUUCUAAUUUACAAUUUGGUGAAGAUGCUAAACGAUUUGAUACAGCUGAUAAAUUAUAUCGAAAAAUAAU
Rotaria sp. Silwood2 is the source of this 266-nucleotide messenger RNA. Lineage: Eukaryota; Metazoa; Rotifera; Eurotatoria; Philodinida; Philodinidae. The record is from the annotation of a GenBank genome assembly.